This is a messenger RNA of Botrytis fragariae, 2352 nucleotides long. Its product is annotated as putative fungal specific transcription factor domain-containing protein. The transcript has a single exon. Gene Ontology annotation, biological process: positive regulation of transcription from RNA polymerase II promoter by galactose; DNA-templated transcription. The record is from RefSeq and is a predicted model, not a curated record. NCBI's taxonomy places the organism in Eukaryota, Fungi, Ascomycota, Leotiomycetes, Helotiales, Sclerotiniaceae. Gene Ontology annotation, cellular component: nucleus. Bases 1 to 2352 code for a protein of 783 amino acids. Gene Ontology annotation, molecular function: RNA polymerase II cis-regulatory region sequence-specific DNA binding; DNA-binding transcription factor activity, RNA polymerase II-specific; zinc ion binding.
AUGUUCACCACUUUCGUGAGCAUGCCUUCUACUACGCCUAGUACUUCUGCAUCCCCAGAACCUCCACCACGGCCCCGUCCACGUCAAAAACGAAGUCAAGUGGCCAAAGCGUGCGACUGGUGUCGAGUCCAUCGGAUCAAAUGCGAUAAUGACCAUCCGUGUAACAACUGCAAAACUCGCGGCGGCAACUGCAGCAAUAGCGGUGCUAUGAAGUUGGCAACACUUCCACAUGCAUAUCGUGAGAUUGAACGCCUUAAGCAAAAAGUGCAAGAACUUGAGAAACAACUCGAUAAAGAGCGCUCAAGCGAUAGCAAACAAAACAUGCAAAUGCUUCCUCCACAUGGACUUCCUUCACCGCCGAAUAGUAUUGGAAGUUCCCGAUCGGGACAUGACACUGGAUUAAGCGGUAUGAGUGGCUUGGGUGGUAUGAGCGGCCUUGAAUUUGACGCAAACUCAAUCAAGAGAGAAUGGGAAGGCAUUCACAUUAGCACCGCGCGUUCCCCACAAAAGACGUGGUAUGGCUCAGCAUCACUGUACUAUUUCAUCGGGCGCCUCAAUACUUUCUUGACCGCUUCACUACACCAAAAACAUUCUGCCCAUGCCAUGUUACCGAACUCGGCGAGUAAAGUACUCGAUGGGCCGACUACAGCAGAUACAUCAGACAACAAAAAUGGGAUGAUGGUCCCGAUAGAAGACCCCCUCAAUGUUGGUGAUUAUCUUUCACCAACACAAGAAGAGUACUUUCUUGGGCUCUUUUGGCAAUCAUACUAUACCUCAAAUCCCAUCAUCGACGAACAAGAAUUCAAAGAACAUUAUCAGUCGUUAUGGAUGAAUUCUGACAAAGAGAGAAAACCUUCCGCGCUUGUCGAUAUUAUCCUCGCAAUGUGUAUGCAGUAUGGCAUGUCUUUUCUGCCCAAUGUAACACGCACACAUAAUCCCGGCUCGAGAGCUAACGUAAAUGUCAAUGAUGCAACAAUUGCUGGCAGAUGGCAUUACCGACGUUGUCAAUCUCUACUGGCAGCCGAUCUUGAAGCACCAACAAUAGCUACUCUCCAAUGUCAUAUACUCUGUUCCAUAUACCUCUGCUGUGGAUCAUUUCAAAAUAUGGCAGACAGCGCUUGCAGUGCUGCUGUACGGACAGCUUAUAUGCUUGGUCUACAUGUCGAGCCUCCCCAAGAAAUGCCAAGAAAGGAAAGAGAACUGCGGAAACGCAUGUGGUGGACACUCUACGUUUUGGAGAGUAAAAUGAGUAUGAAACUCGGUCGUCCGUUUUUGGUUCAUGAGUGUAACACUACAUGCACCCUUCCUACAGACGACCGCGAUGUUGCCAUUGCUGCAGGACAAAGCUUUGCACCUCUGGGUGAUAAUGUUACCUGGUUGACUUGGAAUCUUCACAAUACGAAACUGUUGCUUGUUGCUCGAUCGGCCUACUCUGCUUUCUACGAUACCCCGGUCCCUAAUACAGUCAACGUAAGAGGAACCAUUUGGGAUGACUUGCAAACUCUUGGAACUUAUGCAGAUAUGCUGGAACCACACUUAGAGCGAAUGGACGAAUGGCUCAGGGGUGUACCCAUGGCACUCAAGACCGAUCGUCUCAAUGGCGGGUCUCCGUUCUCCACAGACCUAUCACAUGUUAAUAUCGAGCCAUUCGCACCACUGUGGCUUCAACGACAACGACUCCUCCUAGAACUUAUGUACCACAAUCUCAGUACCAACCUCUGCCGGCCGUUUAUCGUCUUCAAUCCAGCAAGCACACCCACUGCUCUCUCAGAACAAAUCGCACUCAAAUGUGUCGGCCAUGCUAUGCAGUUGACGCACAUCAUGCAUCAUGUAAUCUUGUCGACAUCGAUUCUAGCAGGUUGGCAGGAAUCCUUCCAAUGGCAGUGGAACUGUGCAAUGACUCUCGUCGGUUAUAUCUUCGCAUAUCCUCAAGGCACACAGACUCGAGCAGCAAGAGGUGCUCUCGACCUCGCCAUCGCUGUCUUCGAUAACUUUGGUAACAAUUUCGCUCAAGCUGCCAGCGCUGCUAAUGUCAUGACUGAACUCAGUGCUAAAGUCGAUAUCCGUCUUGCACAAACUUAUGAGAAGCAAAUGAUGGCGCAACAGUCGAAAGUCAUGAUCAAGCCCGAUGAAGUACAAUCUGUCAUGAGUGCAGGAGACUCGGGAUAUGAGAGUCUUCUCGAUGAUAGCUUCACUGGAAUGCAAGGUGUGGAUUCGUUGUCUUUCGAUAAUGAGACCAAUGCAGAAAUUCAAGAUAUCUUGGCUCAAUCCAUUGAUAUGACAUUUCCAGCAGAUUCAUAUACAGACUUCGAGAUGUUAUGGGCGAAUAUGGGGACGAUAUUUCCGGAAUAG